Molecule: messenger RNA, 672 nt
Organism: Arabis nemorensis
Lineage: Eukaryota; Viridiplantae; Streptophyta; Magnoliopsida; Brassicales; Brassicaceae
Source: the annotation of a GenBank genome assembly
AUGGCGGCGACUCAGUCUCAGUUCUUGGUGAACUUUUCGAUCUUUGGUAGCAAUCUCAGAGUGGAUAAUCGUGUUUCGUCUUCUUCCUGUGAAAUUACGCGAACGAAUCGGUCAUGGGUUUUGUUAAAUUCCUUAAAAGUUGAGAAAUUUCGACCACAACGAGGAAGCAGAAGAGUUUCUCCAUGUUUUGGGAGCUUCGAGAAUGGUGGGUUUCUUAGAAAUGGAGUCGGUGAUUCUGAUGGGGUUAUAAUCGUCGAUCAUGGUUCUCGUCGCCGAGAAUCUAACCUUAUGCUUGAAGAGUUUGUGAAAAUGUUCAAAGACAAAACUGGAUACUUAAUUGUGGAGCCUGCUCAUAUGGAACUGGCUGAGCCAUCUAUAAAAGAUGCAUUCAGUUUGUGUGUACAACAAGGGGCAAAACGUGUAGUUGUUAGCCCAUUUUUUCUGUUUCCUGGAAGACAUUGGAAUCAGGACAUUCCCUCGUUGACUGCUGAUGCUGCAAAGGAGUUCUCUGGCGUCUCGUACCUCAUAACUGCACCUCUUGGCCUCCAUAAUCUCCUCAUGGACGUUGUGAACGACAGAAUCCAACAUUGCUUGAGCCAUGUUGAAGGUGAUGCAGACGAGUGUGCGGUUUGUGCUGGAACAAAUAAGUGCAAGCUCUACAAUAGUUCUUAG